Cuscuta campestris is the source of this 2217-nucleotide messenger RNA. The record is from the annotation of a GenBank genome assembly. Lineage: Eukaryota; Viridiplantae; Streptophyta; Magnoliopsida; Solanales; Convolvulaceae.
GGCUAAAAAGAGGGGACAAACAAAGAUGGGUGAUGGAUGGUGUAUUGGCCUUAUAUUCUUGGUCAUAUGAGGUGACUGAUUUAGUAGGUGGUGUAUCAACAACAACUCAAAUGUCCCUUGGCUUUUUGUGGUUGUUUAUUCGGCCCUAGUAGGGAACAUAAAGGGGACAAGAAUGGGGAAUAUCUUGGUUGAUGUUGUGUUGGGAUAAUGAGGGAUAUUUGGCCUGAGAUUUAUAGAAAAGGAUAGAAGGUUUUAUUUGUUUAUUAAAAGGUUUAAAAGAAAGAAAAUAGCAACAAACAAAAGGUUGUGGUUUACACACUCUUAUUUUCGGCCAGGGCCUAAAAUAGGAGUAGGAAAACUUUAUUUUGAAAAGGAAAUAUUUUGGAUGUUUAGGGAAGGUAUGGAGAGUGUGGGCUCAGCCUAGGGUGGGUGUAGGACAACCAUGGUGUUGGGUUGGGUUCUAAGACAGGAAAAUGGAGAAGUUUCAACCCAAUUAAUGUCACCACACUUGGGCUUUAUUCCCCUGAUCUGUCUUUCCCUUGGCGGGCUACGGAGAGUCUUCGGGCAUGCUCCCGGAUAUAUAUCAGCUGGUGUCUGGAAGCAACUAAUUGGUUGGGACUUGAUGUAGUCCAUUAUUUUUCGGAAGUUAGCCAAAGUAGAUUGUCCAAGAGAUACUCACUUUUGGGUAUAUGAUGAUGGUUCAUAUGAAGAAGAAGGCCAAAACAGUAUUAGAGGAAACAUAUGGGAGAAGGCAGGCAUUCACUCGUUUCCUAUGCUCAUUAUGGUCAUUGCCCAUUCCCCUUGCAAAUACUCAAGGACCAAUAGAGGGUGGAACUACUUUUUCAGGGAGGUCUCUGCCUGGUUCUUUGGAGCAUAGCGAGUCUCAGAAACUUUUGCUAUUUGGGUUGGAGGGAUCUGGGACAAGCACUCUUUUUAAGCAGAUGAAGUUUAUUUAUGGAACUAAGUUUACUAUGGAUGAGGUACAAAACCUAAAGCUUCUUAUUCAAAGCAACAUUUAUAAAUACCUUGGCAUCUUACUUGAGGGUCGAGAGCGCUUUGAAGAGGAAGCCUUGAGGGAGAAGAACACAUCUUUGCAAGGUGAUAUAAGAAAUGGAAGUAAGACAUGCAUAUAUUCUCUCAAUCAAAGGCUGAAGCAGUUUUCCGACUGGCUGUUGGAGAUCGUGGCUUCUGGGGAUCUGAAUGCCUAUUUCCCUGCUGCAACCCGUGAAUAUUCCCCCCUUGUGGAUGAGAUAUGGAAAGAUCCAGCCAUUCAAGAAACAUAUAAGAGGAUAAACGAAUUGCAUUUCCUUCCUGAUACAGCAAAAUAUUUUUUGGACCAGGUCAUUGAGAUUUCGAGUAAUGAGUAUGAGCCUUCAGAAAAAGAUAUCCUGUAUGUCGAUGGCAUGACCCCCCCUAGCAAUGGACUUGCCUCAAUUGAGUUUUCAUUUGACGAUCACUCUGCAAAAUCGGACGUGUUUGACGCGGAAUGCCAACGCCCACUAAGCAGGUACCAGCUGAUUCGUGUUAGUUCAAAGGGACCACACGACUUUGGGAAAUGGAUUGAUAUGUUAGAAGAUCUGACAGUGGUAGUCUUAUGUGCGGCACUGAGUGACUAUGACGAGGCCUGGUCCCUUGGUCAAGGUCCGCCCGAGAACAAGAUGCUGGUAACCAGAGAUUUGCUGGGGGGUUUGGUCCGACACAGCAGUUUCAAGAACACGAGGUCCGUGCUUGUCCUGAACAAGUACGAUGUCUUUGAGGAUAAAAUCAGCAGAGUGCCUCUAACGGCGUGCGAGUGGUUCAAAGAGUUCAGACCUUUGAAGUCAAGCGGCGGCAACCAGUCCCUACUAGCAAAUGAAGCCUAUCACUACGUAGCUCACAAGUUCAAGGAGUGGUACUCUUCCAUCACUGGAAAAAAGCUCUAUGUCUGGUCAUGUAGGGCCCGGGAACGGUCAUCGGUGGAUGAAGUGUUCAGGUACGUGAACGAAGUGGUUAAGUGGGAGGUAGGUAAGGAUAGAAUGUGCAGUAUGGGCGAUGACAACAGUGACAAUUCCCUGUCUAGUAGUAAUGAAUGAAUGAAUGAAUGAUCUGUUCUGCAUGCAUAAUUUACUUGCAGAGACAGAAUAUAAUAAUAAUCUCUUGGCCCUUGGCUACUUUUUGAACCUCCAAGGGAAUAUUACUUCUGACUCGAAUACCCCAAAACAAAGACUAUUGAAUGAC